Messenger RNA from Daldinia childiae, 576 nucleotides. Its product is annotated as White collar 1 protein. The transcript has 3 exons. The record is from RefSeq and is a predicted model, not a curated record. Lineage: Eukaryota; Fungi; Ascomycota; Sordariomycetes; Xylariales; Hypoxylaceae. The coding region runs from base 1 to 576 and encodes 191 amino acids. Gene Ontology annotation, cellular component: nucleus.
AUGAAUCCUUGGGAAGAGAAUGCAUUGCAAUACCAAUACCAAGACAAUAGAGCAUUUACAGGAGUACCGGCUAGCAUUGCAACGGAUCCAAAAGACACUGUACACGAUGGUAUUAUCUACCCCGGGCUCUAUGCGCCGAGCGGCUUUGAUAUGAUGAGCAUACUCAUCCGAGUCAUGACAAGACCCAAUCCCGUCAUCGAACUCGGCCCCAUCGACGCUUCCUGCGCCCUCAUCAUGUGCGACCUCCAGCAGCAAGACUACCCCAUCGUCUACGCCUCCGGCCCCUUCACCGAGCUAACCGGCUACUCCCCCUCCGAGGUCAUCGGCCUCAACUGCCGCUUCCUCCAAGCGCCCGGCGGCAGAGUCCGCAAACAGUCGCCCCGCAAGCACGUGCACAAGGACGUCCUCAAGCGGAUGCGCCGGUCCGUCGAAGCUAACGAAGAGCUGGCUGUCGAAAUCGUCAAUUUCAAGAAAAACGGCGAUCGCUUCGUCAACGUGCUGACUAUGAUCCCCGUGCACUGGGACAGUCAGACGCCGCGGUACUCGGUGGGCUUUUUGGCGGAGAAGACUUGGUGA